This is a messenger RNA of Seminavis robusta, 1368 nucleotides long. The record is from the annotation of a GenBank genome assembly. Lineage: Eukaryota; Bacillariophyta; Bacillariophyceae; Naviculales; Naviculaceae.
AUGUGCAUUUUGGAUCUAUUUACGUCCGUGUCCCAUUCUCUCUCCACUUGGCCCAUCCCUGCCGCCACGAGCACUCGUUGGGGAGCUUCGGGCACGGACGGUACUUGCACUGCACAGGGUUUCUUCUUGCAGCUCAGCAUCGCCAGUCCGAUCUACAACUUUAUGCUCAUGUGGUUCUUUCUACUCAAAGUCAAAUACAGUUACACGGACGCUCAAAUACACAAAUGCAUUGAACCCUCAAUGCACACAUUUGCGUUUCUAUUUGGGUUUGGAACGGCCUUGGUUUGUUUGGGGCUCAACAUGUAUCAUGAUAGUUCUCUUUGGUGUUGGGUCAAUGCUACCCCCAUUGGCUGCAAGCAGACCUUCCGGCACGGAUACACCACUUGUGAGGAAGGCGACAAUGCCGAGAUAUUUCGAUGGGCAUUUUACUUUGGGCCCCUCUGGGCAUCUGUCCUUGGUGCCAUGGUUGCCAUGUUCAUGCUCUAUCAGUAUGUUCGGAAGACGGAAAAACAAGCACGUCAAUAUGACUUUGAACUGACACAAGCCAAAAAGUUACUAGAAGAACAAGAACUCGAAGAUGACGGCCAUUUAUCUCGUGAUUCCUCUCGUGAUUCCUCUCGUGCUUCCUCUGUCUAUUCUAUAUCAUCUGCACUAUCCAAUAGUGUCCAUUCCCUCACUAAAGGCAGCAUGAAAGCGGCAACCAGCCUCUACAAACACACUCUAUGGAAGAAGAAAUACGACAGCAAGAAAAAAGACUACCGACAAUCAAAAAUCGUUGCUCGACAGGCAUAUCGAUAUGUCGCUGUAUUUUAUGUUACCUGGAUUGCAGGGACCACUAACCGACUCCUGCAAUUGACAAGGGGCGAAUCCUUCUUUUGGCUCAUGGCGCUACAUGCAACCUUCACGCCCAUGCAAGGAUUUUUCAACUUUCUGGUGUAUAUGUAUCCCAAAUGGGAAGCCAAACGAUUGAAACGCAAAAAGGAACUUGCCAAGAAACAAAAGCAAAAACUCGACAAUACAAAGACUGAGCCGAAUGGUCCAUCCGUCGAACAAUCGCCAGCUGUACAACAACCAUCACAACAACAGCAGCAGCAGGAGAAUGAUAUGCAGGACAUGGAACUGCCUCCAAUUGCAGAGGUUCCUUCAGAGGUGUUUUCCGUCUCAGGAGCACCACCAAUGGAUCACAGUCGUAGACUGUCACUCAUUGACGUGUCGGAGGAGCUAGAUGGCAUCUCACUGUAUGGAGAAGAAGAUGAAGAGGACGAGGCGGUCGCGCCAGAACUACCAUCCGAGCACAUGGAUUUGAGCAAGGCUGAAGACGAAGACGACAGUGACGAUGAGUUUAUCACCUAUUCCACACAAUUCUGA